AUGUCGUCAGUGACGCCAUCCCCACCAAGCGUGGUAUCAGAUAACGAUGACUCGAGAAAUUCCACGUCAUCAGAAUUUUCUAACGCUACCAUUGAAAAACACAAUAUAAACAAUAUAAUUGUCACCCAAGAGAAAAGCGCAUUUAGGCCUAGCGGACUGUCUUCUCAUACGAUCCAAGAUAUUAUCACUGAAGAUGUCAAUUAUCCUAUGGGCAAUAAUACCUUCUCUGAUUGUAAAGUCGAGGUUUUAUCUCCGAUACCUAGUGCUUUCGUGCAAGACUACAAUUCCAGAGAUUCGACUGGUUUUACUAUUCACGACAUUCUUGGAUUGCAUCAACCAUUCACUCAACCUCAUAUGCCGGAUGAAACCCAAAUAAGAUACGAUUAUCAAUUGUCAAACUACGAAAAUGUCAAUAACAUCGGUCAAAAUUAUUGUUCUGGAACUGAAGAAGUAACAGCGGAAGGAUGUCUGACAAAAGAUGAUAUUUUGUUCAAUUCCACUUCUUCGCAAAUAAACAGUCAAGUUCUUUACGAUAGAGAUUACGCUGAUAAAGAACUUAUCGAAUAUGAACGAAGGGGAUUGAUUGCGGACGCAAAGGAUCACGAAAAAAUUAACUUACAAGAAUCUGGUUUCAACAAUCAGAACUCUUCUUGGACCAACCACACGUCUUUAAGUACACCUAUCGUAAGAGCCUCAACAUCCAUAUCAGGAACAGGAAUGUCAUCUACAUCACCACCGUUUCAAAAGGGCUUCACAAAACGAGCUAGAACUGCUUACACCAGUUCUCAGCUAGUCGAACUAGAGAAUGAAUUCCACCAGAAUCGGUACUUAUGCAGACCAAGACGCAUAGAGCUGGCAAAUUAUUUACAACUUUCCGAACGACAAAUAAAAAUUUGGUUCCAAAACCGAAGAAUGAAAUACAAAAAGGACAAUAAACAUAACAAGCCAUCGUCGUCUGUGGACGAUAGCAGUCCUUCGAGUUCCAAGGAGCUAUCUCCUAGUCAAGAUCACAAGUUGAGCCAUGUGCGAAGUUGCGGAGGUCAUGAUAGACACAGGCGAUUGCUGAGCGACAGUCACGCGAGCCAUCACAAAAUAUACACUUCAGCGAACGACAAUAUUACCAGACCUCCUGAUUACAGUGCAAUGAAUUCAAUGAAAUCUACAAUAAAAGGACAGCAGGGAACAAUCGAAUUGCCAUCAUAUACACCGAAUCUAUCUUAUUCGUCGUACUAUGCUGCCGGCACGAGUGGUGCAGCUUACUCACCUCUGUCUGAAGUUUAUCGGUACACUAACGAUGACUCACUACCGUCGAAUUCUACGUUACCGCCGCUAACAUCAGAUAGCUAUGUUCCAAACGGAAUAAAUUUGAAGUUAAACGAGGACAUGACAAGAUUCACUUCUAAUACUUCGUAUUACAGUUCAUUAUCUAAUAGUAUCGUGAUGCAUCAUCCACCAACAGAUUCUUAUGGAUUUAAUGCUAUCACUUCGGUUCCGACACCUACUUAUGAUGAAGGCAGUUUUACUACAAGAACCUCUACUUUACCACUAAGCCAAGAUUCAUACUUUUCAUAUUUAACGUCUGCGGAAAAUGCUAAUCAAUUAGCCUCCGCUUCCAACAACAAGUUACCGCCGUCGUAUGUUUCCUUAUAA
Messenger RNA from Bombyx mandarina (wild silkworm), 1650 nucleotides. Its product is annotated as homeobox protein 10-like. NCBI's taxonomy places the organism in Eukaryota, Metazoa, Arthropoda, Insecta, Lepidoptera, Bombycidae. The record is from RefSeq and is a predicted model, not a curated record.